Grosmannia clavigera kw1407 is the source of this 1521-nucleotide messenger RNA. RefSeq names its product hexose transporter. The transcript is spliced from 4 exons. Gene Ontology annotation, molecular function: carbohydrate:proton symporter activity. Lineage: Eukaryota; Fungi; Ascomycota; Sordariomycetes; Ophiostomatales; Ophiostomataceae. Gene Ontology annotation, biological process: carbohydrate transport; transmembrane transport. The record is from RefSeq and is a predicted model, not a curated record. Gene Ontology annotation, cellular component: membrane. The coding region runs from base 1 to 1521 and encodes 506 amino acids.
AUGUCGCGCUACGAGCGCAAGUACGUCUCGGACCUAGUCCCUGGCAACAUCAACCUUCUCACUACCCUUCUUGUCGCAGUGGCCGUGGUUAAUUCUGCAACCCUCGGCUACGAUUCUUCCGUCAUGAAUGGGCUUUUGAUCCUGCCCUCGUACACGGAGUACUUCCACCUCAACACAGCUACCACCGGCCUUAAUAAUGCGGCCUCCUGGAUGGGCGGUAUUAUGGGCACGUUUCUCAUGCAGCCGCUGCCAGACCGCCUCGGCCGCAAAAAUGCCAUCGUCGUUGCCGUCAUCGUCACCACCAUCGGCAUCAUCCUGCAGGCGGCCGCCCAGAACAUUGCCAUGUUUGUCGUCGCCCGCAUCAUUGUUGGCAUUGGUUCGGCUAUCUCCAACGCCUCGGCCCCCAUCCUGCUCGGCGAGCUGCUGCCUCCGCGAUCGCGUGGACGUGUCCUCGGCAUCUUCUUCUCCUGCUACUACGUCGGCUCGCUUCUCAGCGCCAUCAUCAACUACGGCAGUCAGAAUAUCCAGUCCACCUGGUCUUGGCGCUUGCCGUCUUUGUUACAGUGCAUCCCCAGCUUUCUGGCCGCUGUGCUUCUGCCGUUUGUGCCCGAGUCACCGCGCUGGCUCAUCUCUCGGAACCGCCACGACGAGGCCCUCGAGGUGCUCCUCGUCAUGCAGGGUCGCGCUGCCGAGAACAUUGACACGGCCAGAGCCUCACUGGUCGACAUCCGCACCACCAUGGCUCGCGAGUCCGCCAUGUUUCCCCGCAACCCGUGGCGUGAGGUGUUUUCGACAAAAGGCAACAGGAAGCGGCUGGUCAUCCUGGCUGCGUUUGGCUGUAUGAUCAACUCGUGGGGCAACUUUAUCAUCUCUUUCUACCUCACCAAGAUCCUCGACCAGGCCGGCAUUAGGGAUACCGUCACCCAGACCCAGAUCAAUGUCAUCCUCAACUGCUGGUCCUUUGUCGUUGCUAUUUUUGGCAGUUUCAUGCUCGACGUGCUUGGACGACGCAAGCAAACCAUGACUGGUGCCGUCGGUAUGAUCAUCACUCUUUUCGUCACCGGUGGCCUGAUCAAAGUGUAUGGCGAAAGCAGCAACAAGUCUGCAAUUUACGGAACGAUCGCCGUCAUAUUCCUCUUCCAGGGUUUCUACGCGUUCUCCAUCACGCCUAUGACCAGUCUGUAUGCUACCGAGGUAUCACAGUUCAAACUGCGGUCCGUGGGAAUUGCUGUGUUCCGCUUUUUCGAUAGCAGCAUUGGACUCACCUUCUCCUUUGCAAUGUCGUACGCCAUGGCAAAUCUAGGCUGGAAGUUCUACCUCAUCAAUGCUGCGUGGAACAUCAUAUACCUCGUCAUCAUCUACUCCACCUUCGUUGAGACCAAGGGACUGAAGCUCGAGGAGAUCGCCGCCAAAUUCGACGGCCCUCUAGCUCUUGAGGCAACUGAAGGGGACAGCGAGACCGAACCAGGUUUCGGUGACAAGAAUGUACGAGUAAAGACGACCCUCUCAGAAGAGGCUUAG